Molecule: messenger RNA, 1699 nt
Organism: Andrographis paniculata
Lineage: Eukaryota; Viridiplantae; Streptophyta; Magnoliopsida; Lamiales; Acanthaceae
Product: tryptophan synthase beta chain 1
Exons: 5
Coding region: 56-1477 (473 amino acids)
Biological process (GO): L-tryptophan biosynthetic process
Cellular component (GO): chloroplast stroma; cytoplasm
Molecular function (GO): tryptophan synthase activity
Source: RefSeq, a predicted model, not a curated record
CUGCGCAAAUGUAAAUUUGGACUCCUCGUGGGACCAUUUUCUCCGCAAGACAAACAUGUCCGUAUCUUCUUCUCUCGCCUCUUCCUUCACAUCUCGCCGAACCACCGCCGACCUUCCGUCGCAGCUCCGCCGCCCACUCUCGGUGGCCAUCAAAGCCAAUCGGAUAUCUCCCAUUCUCCCUUCCGGUGCGGCGGCGAGUCCUCCAAUCGCGUGCAGGCUCCCUUCCAGGAUGUCGGCGAUGGCGGUCGAGAAGGAAGUCGUGUUGGCGGAGGAGAUUUUGCAGCGACCUGACUCCUUCGGUCGUUAUGGAAAAUUUGGCGGCAAAUACGUGCCGGAAACGCUGAUGUACGCUCUGACUGAACUCGAAGCUGCAUUCAAUGCCCUCUCCACGGACGAGGAGUUUCAGAAAGAGCUUUCUGGAAUAUUGAAAGACUAUGUAGGAAGAGAGAGCCCACUGUACUUCGCCGAGCGCCUUUCUGAGCACUACAAGCACUCAGACGGGACGGGACCCCACAUAUACCUCAAGAGGGAAGAUCUUAAUCAUACAGGGGCUCACAAGAUCAACAAUGCUAUUGCUCAAGCGCUGCUCGCAAAGCGCCUCGGCAAGCAGCGAAUCAUUGCUGAAACUGGAGCUGGGCAGCACGGCGUGGCCACGGCGACUGUCUGUGCUCGGUUUGGGUUACCGUGUGUGAUCUACAUGGGUGCACAGGAUAUGGAGAGGCAGGCGCUUAAUGUCUUCCGAAUGCGGCUGCUCGGUGCUGAGGUUAGAGGGGUUCAUUCAGGGACGGCCACGCUCAAGGAUGCUACAUCGGAGGCCAUUCGAGAUUGGGUUGCUAAUGUCGAAACUACACAUUACAUUCUGGGGUCUGUUGCGGGGCCUCACCCUUAUCCGAUGAUGGUGAGAGAUUUUCAUGCUGUGAUUGGCAAGGAAACCCGAAAACAGGCCCUGGAAAAAUGGGGUGGCAAGCCUGAUGUGCUCGUUGCCUGCGUUGGUGGAGGUUCAAAUGCCAUGGGACUCUUCCAUGAAUUUGUCGACGACAAGGAUGUUAGAUUAAUCGGCGUCGAGGCUGCUGGUUUUGGCUUAGACAGCGGUAAACAUGCCGCUACUCUUACCAAAGGAGAGGUCGGAGUUCUUCAUGGAGCUAUGAGCUACUUGUUGCAAGAUGAUGAUGGGCAAAUAAUCGAGCCCCAUUCGAUAAGUGCCGGCCUAGACUACCCUGGAGUUGGCCCCGAGCACAGCUUCCUCAAAGAUGUUGGGCGCGCCGAAUAUCAUAGCAUCACAGAUGAAGAGGCUUUGGAAGCAUUCAAGAGGCUAUCUCGGCUAGAGGGCAUAAUUCCGGCGCUGGAGACAUCCCAUGCAAUAGGGUAUUUGGAGUAUCUAUGCCCGACUCUUCCGGACAGGGCCAAAGUUGUGCUGUGCUGCAGCGGAAGAGGCGAUAAAGACGUACACACCGCCCUCAACUAUUUAAAAGUUUAAGAUAAGGUACUCAGUCUUGUCGAUGGCUCGGUAGCAUCUUAUUAUAUAUAUAUAUAUACACAUUUGAUCGAUCGAACACAGAACACACAAUUAUCGUCUCCUUUUAGGUUGGUUGGAACAUAAGAAUAAGAAAUUAGAAGCUCUAUGGGAUUCCUUUCACAUUUGUCCGAGGAUUUUGUUGUAGCAAUAUCAAUGUUAUGACAAUUUGUUGUUUCAUUUUCA